Messenger RNA from Rubroshorea leprosula, 942 nucleotides. NCBI's taxonomy places the organism in Eukaryota, Viridiplantae, Streptophyta, Magnoliopsida, Malvales, Dipterocarpaceae. The record is from the annotation of a GenBank genome assembly.
CUGUUCGUGAUUUCCAGUCUUUUUCAAAAACUGUCGAAGGCAAGGCAAAUUGGAUACUCAACAAAAUAAAAGGCAAGCCGCAGAAGGCCUUACCGGAUCUCCUCCGAGAUUACGGCCUUCCUCCAGGACUCUUCCCUCGGAAUUUAACGUGCUACGAAUUCGAUGAAUCCAGAUCUAAGCUGAUCGUGUACUUGCCUUCUCCCUGCGAGGUGAGCUUCAAGGACUCGUCGGUGGUGAGAUAGGCGAGUCGCGUUAAAUGCACGCUGUCGAGGGGAAAGCUGAGUGGAAUCGAUGGAAUGAAGACGAAGGUCAUUGUGUGGGUUAAGGUUACCGGAGUCGCCGUGGAGAGCUACAAGUCUGAUAAGGUGUGGUUCACCGCCGGGGUAAAGAAAUCGAGAGCCAAAGAUGCGUAUGAAAUGCCUCGCGAUGCAAUUAAAGUAGAAGAAUUCUGAUUUGACUUUUUUUUUUUCCCUGUGAAAAGCCUUAUUCAUUUUUUUGACAGGGAAAAGCCUUAUUCAUUCUUUGUAUAGAAUCUUCUAAAAAACGACAGUGCAAACAAAUGGAACGGAAAACAACUGCCACUUCAAGGGAGUUUUGUUCAUUCAAAGACAAAUUAAGUGCCAAAGCAAGGUAUUUUGGUGUUAUCAAACUCAGGUGGUUUUACCGUAUAAAGGCAAGAAUUAAACGUGGGCUUUCUCUGAAUUGUGGAUUUUAUCCCCAAGACAGCCCUACUAAACUUAUCUGCACUGCACAGUUUUUCUCUGUUUGGGUUGCUGCACGGUUGGGAUGGGUGUUUUUUCUUAGCUUGCUGGUUUUGUACUUUCGAUUUGUUACUUAUUGCUGUCAUAGUAUUAUAAUUCGCAGAUGCACCUUUGCACUCCCUAUUUAUGUAUAUACUAUGUUGUUAUUGAUAAUUUUCUUAAAUAUACGGAGAUUUGAGUU